This is a messenger RNA of Mizuhopecten yessoensis (Yesso scallop), 3436 nucleotides long. RefSeq names its product adenosine receptor A3-like. Gene Ontology annotation, biological process: G protein-coupled receptor signaling pathway. The record is from RefSeq and is a predicted model, not a curated record. Gene Ontology annotation, cellular component: membrane. Lineage: Eukaryota; Metazoa; Mollusca; Bivalvia; Pectinida; Pectinidae. Bases 269 to 1300 code for a protein of 343 amino acids. The transcript has 2 exons. Gene Ontology annotation, molecular function: G protein-coupled receptor activity.
UACACGCAUUUAACAGAUCCAAGAUGGUGUAGUAGGAAUGCUAUUUUCUCUUGACAUUUACUCACAUGGUAUACAUUGCAGAGAAAUGAAGUUGACGGAUAUAUUUCUCGAGUAAACAUGGGGUGUGUCUAUCUGAUCAUGUUGUCUAACGUGAUAUAGUAAGAAACGUAACAUUCUCAAGUUAAUCAAUUUACAUAGUGAUUUUUCACUUUAAGUGAUAUUCUGAUUUUUGUAAAUUGUUCAUAUUUACUGCCUUGUGUGCUGCAAAAUGUGUUCCAACGCUACAGUUUUGUUUCAAACUCCCAGUAGUUAUUGUGUGACCUUGCAGGAUGUACUGACAAACACAGUCCUGGUCUUGCUUGGACUUGUCAUAAUCUCCCUAAAUUCCUGGAUCCUUUGGGUAUUGUUUAUCAACAGAGGGAGGAUGGAUCAAAUCAAUCAGUUCAUAGUGAACCUGGCUACCUGUGAUCUGUUGAUCGGUGUUUUCGUAAUGUACGAUGUGUUCUACAAUAUGUUUCAAUUCAAAAUAUUUGUAGAGUGUAUGCUUCGGGAAGGGUUCUUCAUUUCGGUGAAUUUAGCGUCCGUCUGGACGCUUGCCUCGUUGACAUGCGACCGGUACCUUAAGAUACAACACCCGUUUACCUACAUAAAAAGGUUCUCAAAGAAGAGAGUUCAAGUCAUACUUGCAGUACUGUGGAUUAUGGCGUUUGGAAUCGGAACGUGUCCCUUUUUCGGUUGGAAUACGGAAGACAUUUGGCAAAUCUGCAAUUUUUUCGGCACUAUGGAAAAAAGCUAUAUUACAUUUAUAAUGGUUUUGUUUGCGGUGCCAUUUUUGAUAAUGAUUUGCGCAUACAUACGAAUUGCAAAAACAGCUUUCGUGCAUUUGAAAGCAAUACAAAAGAUGGAAUGUCAUUCCAGAGACGUUCCAUUUUGUCUGCAUUCGUGGAAAGCUGCUAAAAUGGCUAUACUCAUUGUUGGCGCCUAUCUGAUCUGUUGGAGUCCAGUCGGAUUCUUCAUUGCAAUCGUAUACACAACCGACAUUGAAUUAAGUUUAAGUCCUCUUAUGUCCGAAAAUGUCAUCUUUACAUACCUCCUCGGUAUUGGAAUUUUCAACAGUAUUUUAAAUCCUUUGAUUUACGCAUCUAAUCUGGAUAUGGUACGAAAAAGUGCUAAAAACUGUUGGCUGGUGACUUGUUGCAGAAAACUCCUCACGACAACAUCCACACCAGUUCGUCCUGUCACUCUGCGGAGUGACGUGUCACAGGAAACAGAUAACACUCGCGUCUCUGAUUGUGUAUGAUGACCUUACUCCAAAGUACAAAGGAAUGCACUAGCAACGCGCUCCAAAAAGAAUAUGUUUGUUGCCAACUGCGUUCAUACUACCGUAUACGCCGUCAAAAUGAAGGUCAAUAUUUAUAUUUACAUUCGGGUUGCCACGGUGGUAACUACGGUAUCCGUGGGUGAUAGGAUAAUAUAGUUCAUGUGAAUCUACAUCGAUAUAUGAGUAAAUUUAGAAAAUUCGCAGUGAACAACAGUAUUUUGUUCCUUUUAUGGCUUUUAAAUUUUAAAUCAAACAAUGUGAGAAUCCCUUCGAACUUUUCUAUUCAUUUACAACGGUCAUAAUGUACGCGUAUUGACACACUGCUUAUGGAGUGACGCAGUCAGAACGAAGCCGCCAUUGAAGACGUUAUCGCCAAAGAAAUUUGAAUGUGCAUCCAUGAAAAAAGAAGUUUGUCAGCAUUCUUUUGUUGUAUAAAUUUACAUUGUGGAUCCCGAAUAUGUUCUUUGUAUCUAGAUGGUGAAUGAACCAAGCAUUGGUUGUCAUUGGACUGUUAUCUCGCUGAAGCGUGAACGGCGCCAUAUUUGAAACAAGUAUCAAUCCACCGAGCCUGUAUUACUGCGUAUAUGCUAAUUUAUACGCAGUCAGAGUUUACUAAGCUGAAGAAGAGAGACAUGUAAAUAUUCUCAUUUGUUCAUUUUAACGAAACGCUGAAAAUCUUGAAUCGUGGUUAGGUUAGUUGUUUAUAAAAAUGUAACCAACGUGAGGCUAUUAAAACAAUGUAAUAGCAUUGGAAAAUCGAGUAUUUGAUUGAUGUAGCAUAUAUUCAAUUUUGAUGGAUUGUGAUGGGGAAAAUAUUCUUUCAAGUUUAUGCUUAAAAUUUAAAAAAAAGGACUUACGCACGGAUAACUAAUUGCUGUACAUAUUUUAUUGCAUAGAAGGAUCGUUGUUCACACUUGAUUCCAUGGAAGGAUAAUUGGUUAACACUCACACAUAACUGUGCGAGCGAAAAUAACUAUCAUUAUCAAGACAUAGUGCUAAUAAAACCAACCUAAGUUUAGAGAACAAAUAACAGAAACUAUAAAUAUAUUUGUGUAUGUAAACUGACGAUUUACAUUAUUCUAACAUAACCAAUAUACACUAUUCUAAUAGUAUGUAUACCAACUGUAUAUGCGAGUAUUUUUAUAAUUAUGGCGUAUUCACGUAUUUCUAUAUUAACAAUUUAAGACAAAUAUUGUGAGGCAUAAAACAAAAAUAAGCAGCAACAACAGCAAAAGAGAGGUAAUAUAACGGCAAUGUAGAGCAAAUAUAACGGCAAUGUAGAGUAAAUAUAACGGCAAUGUAGAGCAAAUAUAACGGCAAUGUAGAGCAAAUAUAACGGCCAUGUAGAGCAAAUAUAACGGCAAUGUAGAGCAAAUAUAACGGCAAUGAAGAGCAAAUACAACGGCAAUGUGGAGCAAACAAAAUGGCAAUGUAGAGCAAUUAAGGACAAUGUAGAGCAAAUAUAACUUCAGAUGUACAUAUUUUCCUCGAGGUAAACAAGACUGAAAACGCAUAUUUAUAUACAUGUAGAUGGUCAAUUGUUAGUAACUUCAUUUCGGCAGGUGAUACUUUGUAUAGCGCCUUUUUAGUCAAGAAUAUUUUUGUUCAUUUUUGUUGGAGGAAUGAACAUUUGGUAUACAACUUAUUUAACCUGGGAUCGAAUAUAGUAAGAUUAAACAUGUAAUUUGGGCAGUUUCACAAGGAAAUAUAGAUUCUUCUGUGCCCUUUUCAAAUAUUUAAAAAUGUUAAAACUUUUGUUAUGAACUGGUGAGAUAUUAAAAUUAAUAUUUAAACAUGCCAAAAGCGAAUAUAAAGUAUAUCCCUUUACCGUAUCAAAUUACACAUUCAACCAAACGGAAUGAUAUUCCAAUUGCUAUGAUAAAAUUACAAUUGACAUUAAAGCUAUUAUUACAUAUUAGACAAAAAGGAUCAAGAUAAGUAAUGAAUACAUAUAAGCCCAUGUCAUAACUAAUAGCAAAAGUGGCGUUGUCUAAAAUAUCCGGUUCAUACGUUAUUUGUCUCUUAAGUGAUUUCUCUAUGAAUUGUCAACGCUAUUUGGCUAACCAUAGCCAAGUUCAGAAACCAAUACACCCUGAUAAAGACUAAACUUAACAU